UAAAAAAAAAGCCUAAAACCGCCAAAGAAUUGAGUUGGAAAACUAAAAUAGAAAUUAGCGAAUUAUGUGUGAUAUUUUUCAAACAGACACUGAGCUACUGGAAGACACAUAUGAAGGCCAUUUUUCUAUAGUAAAUAAAACUUCAUUGCACCACUACAAAAGUUCGUUACCAAGUGAAUCUAAUUUAACUUCAUUUACACUAUUAAGUGAAGUUUGUCAACAUAGCAAGAAAUCUUUGGGUUUACACAGUAACUUUGAUCAGUUUAUUGAAUCUGUUAAAACCUUAACACAAAAUGCUGAUACAAGUAAUAUAUCAUCUUGGAAAAGUUCUCUAAAUACUUUUACAGACCCUGUAUCUUUAUUAGAGGAGUCCCUGGGACAGUGUAGGAAAUGCGGUCCAGCCUCUUCUAGACCAUUAAUUGGAUUAGAUCAGUUCCAAAAUGGCAAAUGUUCAUGUCAGUUAGACCUUGCAGAACCUAAUAAUAGAGAAAACAAACAGGACACUAAAGGGCUAUCAUUUGUUAAGGCCUUACACUCGGACAGUUCUAAUGAUGAAUCUAAAUCAAGUGAAAAUCAGAGACAACCGUCUAAACAAACAAAAUUUUGGCAACCAAGAUUUCCUUCCAAAACUACAGCCCAAUCAAUCACAUCAAAAUGUACACCGAUAUAUCAAGAUGUUGAUUUAGAGAGUGAGGAAGAGAUAAAGGCCCACAAGAGUAAUGUAGCCAAGGUGACGUUUAAAACGGCCAAGGAACAGUUACUGGCAUCAAACCCUGCAGCUAAAAGAACUCUUGGAGCCUCUAGGAAAGCUCAGGCUAAAUUUGUUUCUCCCAUGAUAGGAGCUCAGGAGAAGCAAGAGACAGCUGAACCUGAGGUUACAGAUGAAAGACUCAAGCACAUAGACCCCAAGAUGAUUGAACUUAUUGAAAGUGAAAUUAUUGACAAGGGGAUACCAAUAGGUUGGGAUGACAUUGCUGGUCUAGAACUAGCCAAGUCAGUGAUCCAAGAGGCAGUAGUGUGGCCUCUGCUAAGGCCAGACAUCUUCACAGGACUGAGAAGGCCACCCAAAGGCAUCCUCCUCUUUGGCCCUCCGGGCACUGGAAAAACAUUAAUUGGCCGGUGCGUGGCGGCGCAGUGCCACGCGACAUUCUUCAGCAUCUCGGCAUCAUCGCUGACGUCCAAGUGGAUCGGCGACGGCGAGAAAAUGGUGCGCGCGCUCUUCGCCGUCGCUCGCACACACCAACCAGCUGUAAUAUUCAUCGACGAAAUAGAUUCUCUACUCACACAAAGGAACGACACAGAACACGAGGCCACAAGGAGGAUCAAGACUGAAUUUUUAGUGCAGUUCGACGGUGCGGCGACAGGCGACGAGGAGCGGCUGCUGAUCAUCGGCGCCACCAACCGGCCUCACGAGCUGGACGAGGCCGCGCGCCGCCGCCUCGUCAAGCGCCUCUACAUACCGUUGCCGGAGCACGACGCUCGCAAGCAGAUGAUAGAAAAUUUACUACAAAGCGAGCCACAUGAGCUGAGCGACCCACAGUUGGGCGAGGUGGCGGCGCUGACGGCGGGCUUCUCGGGCGCCGACGUCAAGUCCUUAUGCUCCGAGGCCGCCAUGGGGCCCGUGCGCGCCGUCCCGCUCGCGCAGAUCGCCACCAUUCAGCGGGACAAGGUGAGGCCAGUGAACAUACAAGACUUCAAAAACGCGUUGCAGCGAGUUAGGCCUAGUGUGUCCCAGGAUGAUUUAGGGCAAUAUGUUAAAUGGAACCAAACUUAUGGCCAAGGAUUUUAAUAAAUUAUUAAAGUAAAG
Messenger RNA from Ostrinia nubilalis (European corn borer), 1807 nucleotides. RefSeq names its product fidgetin-like protein 1. NCBI's taxonomy places the organism in Eukaryota, Metazoa, Arthropoda, Insecta, Lepidoptera, Crambidae. The record is from RefSeq and is a predicted model, not a curated record. Gene Ontology annotation, molecular function: microtubule severing ATPase activity; ATP binding; ATP hydrolysis activity. The coding region runs from base 65 to 1789 and encodes 574 amino acids. The transcript has 10 exons.